AUGGACAACAACUUGGCACCAGGGUACGGUAUUCCGUGCAGGUAGCAAGUGCGUGUGAUGUCGUACCUUCUUUGUCUACACUUUUAGAUGUGUGGGGGGGGAGGAUUAAAAGGAUGUUUUUAGUGAAGGGGAGGGGCCAACUUUGCGUAUAUAAUAAUUAGAAAACUUUUUGGAUAAAUCAUACUGUAAGAUGAGAUACUGUAGUUAGGGUUGAUAAGGCAGGGCAAGGCAGAAUAGGGUGAGGGUAAAAAUUUUUUUUAAAUCAGAAUUUUAAAUUAUAUCGUACUUCAACCUAACCUUCGAUAUUUGUUAACUUUAAUAUCGCCUUGAAUGUUGUUGUUUGCAACUUUUUUCCUCAAAAAUUAAUUGUCAUCAUCAUUUCAGUCCAAGCACGCCAUCCACCAUAGCCAAUCCAAUCUCAACCACAGCUCUAACUACCGCCUCGAACAUGUCACUCCUACAGAACAGCCCACUGAAUGCGCAACAAUUCAUCGCCCAGCAACAACAACAGCAAUUGUUGUCGAAUUUGUUCAAAAUCAACUCAAUGUCACAGCAGAAUAGUCAAACGACGGAUCCGAGCGCCUUGUUGAACUUGAUGAACGCACUGAAUACACAGAAUCAGCAACAAGUCGCACCCACGCCAAUGAUGAACCCCAUGAUGGUGUUUGCCAUGCAAGCUAUGCAACAACAACAGCAACAAGCGCAACAACAGCAACGGCAACAACAGCUGGCAAACUUGGCUAAGUCGUCGUUUAGUAGCAGUGAUCAUCAGAGUCCGCCAAUGAAGGUGAGUGAUCUUAUUGUAGCGUAACGUGCCCUAACCUAACCCUACCCUAUCCUACCCUACCUACUUUACCCUAUCCUACUUUACCCUACCCUACCCUACCCUACCCUACCCUACCCUACCCUACCCUACCCUACACUACCCUAUCCUACCCUACCUACUUUACCCUAUCCUACCUUACCCUAACUUACUGUAGAUUAGCCACACUCUACUGUAGCUUCGUUCUACCCUGUCCUACCCUUAUUUUACUGUACUCUACUCUAAUGUAUCCUACCGUACCCUACUCAAUAAUAUUAUAUUGUACCUUAUGUUACUAUACCCUAUGCUGCGCUUCUUUACUGUACUCUAGUCUACUUUACUGUACCCACUGUAUCCUACCGUACCAUACCGUACCUUAUCGUAUUCUACCCAAUAAGUCAUUAUUCUAUUGUACUUUACCUUACUAUACCUUAAAUUAGCUAUCCUGCGCUUACAUACCGUACCCUACCUUACUGUACUUUAGUCACACAGUAAUAUAUCAUCCUUCGUUGCCUUAUCUUUCUCUCAACUAUCCUAGCGUGUGUUAUUCUUUACCUUACUCUAACAUAUGUUAUCUUGCUCUGACAAGACAAAUUUUUUAAAUUAAAAAUUUUUAGAAUUGCCAAUGCUGCCAAGCCCAAAUCCAUCGUAAUGCACCAAUUUGUCCCAUGUGCAAGAGCAAAAGUCGCUCCAAAAACCCGAAGAAGCCAAAACGCAAGAAUCCAGACUCAGGUUGUUGA
Bursaphelenchus okinawaensis is the source of this 1542-nucleotide messenger RNA. Lineage: Eukaryota; Metazoa; Nematoda; Chromadorea; Rhabditida; Aphelenchoididae. The record is from the annotation of a GenBank genome assembly.